AGAUUGUGGAAGAAGAACGGCGUCGAUUCGAGGCGGACGAGCGAGCAAGCAAGCCCGAGGACGUUCCUACAGGCACCUCUGCAGCCUCACUGCACAAGCGAGAGCUGCCCUGCCCCCCUCCCGUAACGCUCACCCCGGUUCACCAUGCCGAAGCCGACCAGCAGGCGCCGGCGCACCGAGAAACAAUCACACCAAGGGUCCAAGCCCAGCGAAAGCGGACCAGGGCCCGAUCGGCACAGUGAUGCUGCCUUUCCAAACUCCACUGCGGACACCGGAGCCGCCGUCAUCAGCCCGCAAGGCCCCAGUGCUCACGCCUACACUGGGGCCAAUGGAAAACCCCGGGACGAAGGCAUGCAGUCAAGACUGUCGGCGCUGCCUUCUCCGCCAUUCGUCGCCAGGCCGCGCCAGAAGCAAGAUGGCGUCGGAUCGGUCCGAACCACGCCAUCUCCGACGGCUCCCUGCAAUUCGUCGUCACCGAUAAGUGCCAAUGUGGAGCUGACGUCACCCAGCCCCGAGUUCCAGCCUCAACAGCAACCCGAGCCCGCGGUGGCGUCGGCUCAAUCGUCGCCGCUGGGCGGCCCGUCCCCGAGACUCGACGUGGUCACGGGAGAGCGCGCGAACCUCGCGAUCCCCAGUGCCGUCGACACCCGGCAAGAACCCCGCGCGCCUCCCAUUGGUGUUUCGGACGAGCUCCGGGAGAAACCCGCCGAGACGCCGGCAGCAGCGCAGGCUCGUGCUACGACCGCAGCGGAGGAGCUCGAGCAGCAGGCGCCCAGCCAGCCGUCACCGCAGGUCAAGAUGCACGGCGACCUUCCGGCGGCCAAAGCAGUUGUGGGCGGCCGAAGCAAUGAAAGACACGCGCCCAAAGCCAAGGCCUCGUUUGCCGUCGAGGCCAGGAAGCCCUCUGCUGCGGAAUUGUACCAUGCCUUGGAGAAUCUCGGAAAAUUUGCGGAGACGCCUCCGGAGUCAGGGACGCCAAGACCGACAAGUUUCCUGAGAAAGAAACUAAUCAUCGCAUUAAGCGUGGUAUGUGUGGGCGUUAGCGUGCUCUUCAUGUUUGCCGUGUUCGUGGUCAUCGCGAAGAAGCCUAUUGCGGUGGCCUCCAACCUAUGCCGAACCGAAGACUGCGACCAGCACGCGAUCCUGCUCACCAGCCGCCUCGACCCGAAGCUCGACCCUUGCGAGGAUUUCGCUGCCUUCGUGUGUUCUGCGUGGCGGGUGUCGCGGGCGCACAGGGAACACGCAAGGUCGGUCAUAGACGACCUGCGCUUCAGCUGGUACGACCACUUCGAGAACACCUUGAAAAGGGGCGCGCUAAGCCUUGCCGCGGCAAGGAAACCGCACGCAAUGUACACCAUGUGCCGGCACUACUUCCCUGCAAACCUCUCGCAGAUGGAAUUAAUCUUCAACCUCAUCAAAGAGUACAAACUGCAAUGGCCGGAGCCACCCACGAAUCCACAGGAUCCGUUGAGUAUGCUUGUCUUGUUCAGCUACAAGUGGGAGCUGCACUUCUGGAUCACGGUCAACUAUCUGGAGCAUUCCCUCAGCGGCAAGCGACGCAUCCUAGUCAGACCGGGUCUGUACCUCUCGAUUCUGCUUAACCAACACCAGGCGGUCGCGCAGUCCUAUGUCCGGUACUGGAAGCAGUACCUGUAUCUCUUGCAUCCGAAUGCCAGCACUCGCCCAACUGUAAACGAGAAGCUUGUCAACGAGAUAUGGAGGAUUGAAGACGACGUGCUCAACAGCUUGCAAAUCGUGGCCGCGUCCCCUCGGAAGAGCCCCGCGUUGUUUUCGUUCGGCAAAGUACGCGCCUACGUUCCGAACGCUUCCGUCACCCUGUGGCGCGAGGCAUUCCAGAGAGGCAUGUCGCUGCAGCCGGCGCUAACCGACGACGACGAGAUUGCCUUUAGCGACGUAUCGUACAUCAGGAUGGUCUCUGAGCUACUGGCCAAGUACAGUGAAGUGCAGAUCAAUAUGCACAUAACGUGGCUGGCUCUGCAGUAUUACGCCCCCGUAGCCGACUACUCCGUUCUCGUGGGCUAUUACGGCAGCAGAGAGAAGGCGGAAGAGUACCUGCCGGUUUAUUGCGCGCACAAGACAGAGGCCGCUUACAAAGUGCUCGUACAGGCCCUCGGCUUCCACACCCGGUUCACGGACCAAGACAGAACGGCGAUCGACGCCGGCUUUCAGAGCCUCGUGUCGACAGCGGUGGGAAAGAUCAACAGCGCCCGCUGGAUGGGCGACGAGGAAAGGGCGAGGGCUGCCGACAAGGUCGCCUCCAUACGGAUGGCCCUCUGGCCGCCAAAGUCUUUGCUGGACAACGACACGCUUGAGGGACUUUACGCCAACUUUCCCGAGAAAGCGCCGUCGUUUGCCCAAUACUGGAUACAGGCGCUGGAGGCUGCAGCCCGAGUGAACAGGACGGCAGAUUUCAGCGAGGCGCUUCUGCUGCUCGGGAGCCACUUCUCGACGUACGCCGACUACGACUACAUAUCUAACGUAGUGAGAGUGGCGAUGGGCGCCGUCGCAAAGCCAGCGUACUACAGCCAUGGUACCAAGGGCAUGCUGUAUGGCGGCCUGCUCUUCCUCGUGGCUUUGCAGCUAGUCAGGGCCAUCGACGACGAAGGGAUCAGGUGGGGGCCCAACGAUAGCGCGCUCGGCGACUCCACCUUCUCGGCGCCUGCGUUAGAGGCGUACAGAGCCAGGUCGCAAUGCCAGCACGGCGCCAAUGACAGCGGGAGCGCGUUUCCCGAUGUGCCCGCUCUGGAGAUCGCCUACUCCGCGCUAAAGGAAUCGCGCUUUCGAAACGAGAGCGAACCCACAGCCCUGAGCAAGGAUCUGCCGGAACUGAAGGUUUUCUUCAUGACUCUAUGCUACAUGGCAUGCGCUAGCCCAGGCGGUAGGAGCAGCAUCACUGCAGAUUGCAACAAGGUCGUUCGCAAUUCCUGGGCUUUCGCCGAAGCGUACAGAUGUCCAAAGGGCAGCAAAAUGAACCCGGAGAAAAAAUGUUCGUUCUUCGCGUGACCUCUCGCCUACUAGGGCGCUCGUUUAUGUACAGUUAGUGCCAUAUCGCGUGGUUAAAUAUGCCGCCGUGGUUUUGCGUUCUGUCGUAGACGUUAUAUGCGCUACUUUCUUUUCUGUAUAUUGUUUCUGUUCUGUAUAUUUUGUAAACUUUCCUGCGUGUAAAUUACGCUGCCCAUAUCUCUUGUGAGGCAAUAUUUGGCUGGAUGUCGGGAAUUUCGAUGAAACUUUUGCAUUCAGUUUGCAGUGUUUACGGGGACGAGAACUUCGACGUGCUUUUGUAUAUUAAUUUGUGACAUCAGUCGAGCACGUGAUACUCGUGAGCGGUCGAAGAACCAUUCCUUUAUACGGUCACGUGUUUCGCUUGUAUUGACUCAUCUGAGGAAACGUUCGCAUUAUAUUUUUUUAUUCGUACACUUAUGGGAAUGGGUCGCCACAAGUCCGGUUAACGGCGGGUUGACACUGUGGAGUCGUAACAUCCUGUAUAUGUGUUCAUGAUGACACCACUAAACUAAUAGUGAAUGUGUCGUUUUGUGUUCUAGUGACUGCAGUGUGUUGUCUUGUAGAUGUAUAAGGUAGUCAUUACAGAUGCCUUGCUGCUUUUUA
Molecule: messenger RNA, 3627 nt
Organism: Dermacentor albipictus
Lineage: Eukaryota; Metazoa; Arthropoda; Arachnida; Ixodida; Ixodidae
Product: endothelin-converting enzyme 1-like
Biological process (GO): protein processing
Cellular component (GO): plasma membrane
Molecular function (GO): metalloendopeptidase activity
Source: RefSeq, a predicted model, not a curated record